Ruditapes philippinarum (Manila clam) is the source of this 3179-nucleotide messenger RNA. RefSeq names its product nmrA-like family domain-containing protein 1. NCBI's taxonomy places the organism in Eukaryota, Metazoa, Mollusca, Bivalvia, Venerida, Veneridae. The record is from RefSeq and is a predicted model, not a curated record. Bases 396 to 1385 code for a protein of 329 amino acids. The transcript has 7 exons.
CACUAUAGUUAAUCCAGUAUGCUUCGGAAUGCUCUCUAUUUUUGUCGUAUUCGCUAGUUACUUCAAAACAGUAUAUAACAAUGCGGGAUAAAUGUUUGAUCAGAUAUUUUACAUAUCAAGUUGCAUUCCAGACUUAUUAAAAGUCCGUACACUUUAUAUAAGAUAAUUUACAUACAAAUUUUGACAUAGAAUAAUUACGAUACUGUCCCGUUCGCGUGUAACUGGAAAUUGAUUUACUGUGCUCUUCGAUCGCUUGUUUGACUGACAUUUCUGGUGUGGAACGAUCGUAGUUCAGGGAGAAUUGGAUUUUUAAAAUCGUUUUGGGACGUUGACACGAGUUAUUGAAUAAAAUGGAAUAAAAUGUUUAAUCAAACUGUAUUUCGUUACUAUGGGUAAUGUUUGGUUGCUACGGACGUAGUCAAGACGACAAAUACAGGAUGGGUUGUGGGUCAAGCAAAGAGUUCCCGGAUGACGAGCCAAGAACCGUUGUCGUGUUCGGGGCGACUGGACAACUUGGUGGGUCUGUGGCUCGAGCCUUAUUAGAAGAUCCAUUACGGUUUAGAGUUCGAGCCGUGACAAGACGUCCCUCGAGCGAAAAAGCAAGAAAGUUGGCGGAAGAAGGAGCUGUCAUCGUCACAGCCAACCAGAAUGACAUCGCGAGUUUAGAAAAGGCGCUAGAUGGCGCUGAUUCCAUGUUCCUUACCACUCAUUAUUGGGAAGACAAGAACAAGGAGAAAGAAAUUGUCAGGGGUCUAAAUGCAAUUGACGCGGCAGUUCAUAAAGGUCUAACACAUAUUGUGUUUAAUGGGUCAGAAAAUGUCCGUAAAACUAUCGGUAAAGAUUGUGGUCAUCUCGACAGCAAGGCUGCUAUAGAAGAGUACCUUAGAGAAGUUGGCGUCAACUAUACGAUUAUUAGAUUACCAUUUUGGUAUGAGAAUUUUACUACAGUGUUUCGACCACACAAAGUAAAACACGGAGUGUAUGCAAUACCAAUACCCAUGGAAGAUAUGCCUUUAGACAUGAUCUCAGUGACAGACGUAGGACAAUGUGUGAUGAAACUAUUUUAUAGACCUAGAUAUUAUUCUAGAAAAACUUUAUCAUUUGGUGGUGACCGACUUACCACUGAGGAAAUGGCGCAUGCGCUGUCGAGAAACAUAUUUAAUAAGAAAUUCGUACACCCUAAGCUCAGGAUAAAAGAUUUUGAACAAUUCGAUUUCCCGGGUUCACAAGAAUUGGCCGCCAUGUUCGAAUUUUACCAAAAGGCACAGAUAACACGUGAUAUAAAAUUGACUAAAAGAUUAAACCCGGAAUAUCAAACGUUUGAAAAAUGGCUUGAGGAAGAAGCUGAAUCUGUUGAAAAUGCAUUGAAAGAACAAGAUCAGUGACGUUUGCAAGUCACGUGAGUGAUAAAACAGGAAAUGCGAUAACACGUGAUGAUAGAGGGGCAGUUAGUACAAACGAACGCCUUCACGGAGUUGUCGUUACUUUCUAACCUUAUUCAAAGGGAGACAACUCUGCACACCAGGUCGACGGAAAAUGAACGAGAGUCACGUGUCACGCUACAUUCUUGUUAUACUGCAUUUACAUAAUUGUCGAAAUCAAAUAAUUUUUUAAUCGUUAUCAUUUUUGUAUAUAUGUUUGUAAAGACAUUUUUACUAGUUUUUAAUGCUCAAGUGUAGCGAGGAAGAAAAGUGAUAUGCAGUUGAAAGAUGGAAAUUACUGUUGACAUAGAUCCAGUAAAUAUGAUUUGAAGAGUACAGUGUAACUCCUGAAAACCUAACACCUGUAGGACCGGACAAGUAUAAUACAAAGCAUUCCUGAAAAUGUAUAUGUAUACACUGUCCUUUUUUUAAAAUCUUUAUCAUCAAACAUUCACAGAAAUAGUCCUCAGAUGGAGGUAUUUUUACCAACACAGCUCUUCGUUGCGUAAAUGGCGCACAUGUGUCUCUUUUAAGGUUUCAUGAUAACCACGUUAUGAAUUUAAAAUUCUAGUUUUACACCAUUUUUAUUGUUUAAUAUUAAGCUCUACUUAAGCCUGUGCUAGGGGCAUGAGGGAUAGAUUGCAUUAACCACUGCCAUGAUUGAACAGGCUUACAAGUUGUUGUUGUUGCUGUUGUUAUUUUUAUUUUUCGUUCAGCUUUACCUUGAAGUUGCUGAGUACUUAAAAGAAGUUCAAAGGUCAAGAGAUUAAAACAUGUUCUUACAUCGUUCACUGCAUAUCACUUUCUCUUCAAAUGCAAGACAAUCGUUUUCAUAUUUUUAUUUAUAUGUUUUUGUUUGUUUUUCAUUUUAACUUCAAUGGGAGAAAGUGCUAAUUUGAAAAAAAUUUAAAAGUUUUACUCAAAUAUGCGAUGCCUAUUUAUAGGAAGUGACUAUAGUAAUGAAAUUACUACAGGUAUUAUUAAAGAAUAUCAUGUUUAUUUAUAAUAAAGUCAGAUCCCAAUAAACAACGUGGUCAUCAAAGACGGGGUUUGACAGUAUCGUUUAUUUAUUCUCUUUUUAAUAACAUAAAUUGAAAAUUGAGGCAUUUUCAAAGGCACCCUUUUCGGAAAGAUUACUGUCUCUUUAAGGUGAAAAAGUUUCUUAGUACGUAAUUCAGAUAAGGGUGGUUAUUUGUAUAAAAAAAUAAUUAAGGAUGGUCGGUUAAGUCAGAUGUAAUAGCAAUAUCAAUAUGGCAUUUAAGUACAGGUUUUACUGUAUUAUUAUAAAAAUUCCUAUAAUUUAUGCAAUAACGAUUGUUUUAGUCAAACUGUGAUACCUACUGUUGCUUCAAUAUAUAUGCUUGCUUUCAUUCCUUAAUCCAACAAUUUAACGAACAUAUACAUGUAUAUGAUUUACAUCAUAUGAUUGAUUUUUUUAUUGAUUUAACAUUAAUAAAACAAGAUUUGAGCCGCGUCACGACAAAACCAACAUAAUGGGUUUGCGACCAGCAUAGAUCCAGACCAGCCUGCGCAUCCGCGCAGUCUGAUCAGGAUCCAUGCUGUUCGCUAUCAGUUUCUUUACUUGUUAUAGGGUCUGUAAGCGAACAGCAUGGAUCCUGAUCAGACUGCGCGGAUGCGCAGGCUGGUCUGGAUCUAUGCUGGUCGCAAACCCAUUAUGUUGGUUUUGUCGUGACACGGCUCAUUUGCUUUCUCUUUGUUAUUAUUGCAAAGAUUGGUUGUUAUUUUAUAAACUUUGCC